Molecule: messenger RNA, 5343 nt
Organism: Uranotaenia lowii
Lineage: Eukaryota; Metazoa; Arthropoda; Insecta; Diptera; Culicidae
Gene: AP-2alpha
Product: AP-2 complex subunit alpha
Exons: 8
Coding region: 654-3461 (935 amino acids)
Biological process (GO): clathrin-dependent endocytosis; intracellular protein transport
Cellular component (GO): membrane coat; AP-2 adaptor complex
Molecular function (GO): clathrin-cargo adaptor activity
Source: RefSeq, a predicted model, not a curated record
CGAGUCGAGGAAAAAAGAAGCGACAAAACGACGGGAGAAAAGUCAUAAGGAGGCGAGAAAAAUCGAUUGAUUUUUCUCCUGGAAACCCGCAACGAUUCGAAGUUUGUAAGAUAUUUUCCUUUUCCACUUGCUGAAACUGCGAGGAACCGUGUUCGGAUUGUGAGCUCCCAGUAUCAGGUGCUUCCGACGAGCUGCAGUAAUUGUCGAAGUCGGGCGGAUUUAAGGCAUUGCAGCAGAUUCCAAGUUUUUACUCUUUUCUUUCACGAAUUGCAUGUGUGGAAGUGAAAUUUUAGGGCGUCAAAAAUAAUAGUGAUUAUCAUCAUCGGUGGGUUGACGUGCUAUUUUCUGGGAAUUGGGGAAGAUUAUCAUCCGAAAGUAGCGGAUACAAGUGGACAUACGAAGAAAUUCUUGUCGUUCCAAGCGGAAGAAAACAAGAGGCUAUUGAUUAAGGCCUUUAGAGAAGGGGAGCAGCAGGGUUCAAAAGAAAUCGUACAAGGGGGCUGGGGUAACCCCCUCUUUUCCUGUCCUGGGCGCUGCUGAGUUGGAUAUUUGCGCAAUUGACUGAUAAAUAAUUACUAGCUUUAUUGCACUGCAUAAAAGAGUGCAGAAUCGUUUCGAAAAAUUCAAAUAGACGAACCGGAAAAGGUCUCAAAAUGGCACCGGUGCGGGGUGAUGGAAUGCGCGGAUUGGCCGUGUUUAUCUCGGACAUUCGAAACUGUAAAAGCAAAGAAGCUGAGAUCAAACGUAUCAACAAAGAGCUGGCCAACAUACGGAGCAAGUUUAAAGGUGACAAAACGCUGGAUGGGUACCAGAAGAAAAAGUACGUCUGCAAGUUGCUUUUUAUUUUUCUUCUGGGCCAUGACAUCGAUUUCGGCCAAAUGGAAGCCGUCAAUCUGCUGUCCUCUAACAAAUACUCCGAGAAGCAAAUUGGCUACCUGUUCAUCUCGGUGCUGGUAAAUACCAACAGCGACCUGAUCAAACUGAUUAUCCAGAGCAUCAAAAACGACUUGCAAUCCCGCAAUCCGAUUCAUGUUAAUCUAGCGCUUCAAUGUAUUGCAAACAUCGGUAGCCGCGAUAUGGCCGAAGCUUUCUCGACCGAAAUCCCCAAGCUACUCGUGUCCGGCGAUACAAUGGACGUUGUAAAGCAGUCGGCCGCUCUCUGUUUGCUGCGCUUGUACCGUACUUGUCCGGAUAUAAUCCCAGGUGGGGAAUGGACUAGCAGAAUUAUCCAUCUGCUCAAUGAUCAGCAUAUGGGUGUCGUUACGGCCGCAACUAGUCUUAUUGACGCCUUAGUUAAGAAAAAUCCAGACGAAUACAAGGGCUGCGUAAGUUUGGCUGUUUCGCGUUUGUCUCGAAUCGUUACUGCAUCCUAUACCGAUCUACAAGACUAUACGUACUACUUUGUUCCGGCACCAUGGUUGUCGGUGAAACUACUCCGUCUGUUGCAAAACUACAAUCCACCAACUGAAGAUCCCGGUGUUCGUGGUAGGUUGAACGAAUGCCUUGAAACUAUUCUGAACAAGGCUCAGGAACCACCGAAAAGCAAGAAGGUGCAGCACUCCAAUGCUAAGAAUGCCGUUUUGUUUGAAGCAAUCAAUCUUAUUAUUCACAACGACAGCGAGGCCAAUUUGUUGGUUCGAGCCUGUAAUCAGUUGGGUCAGUUUUUGAGCAACCGAGAAACAAAUCUACGGUAUUUGGCGCUGGAAUCUAUGUGCCACUUGGCAACUUCAGAAUUUUCACACGAAGCAGUCAAGAAACAUCAGGAGGUGGUGAUUUUGUCGAUGAAGAUGGAAAAGGAUGUUUCUGUUCGCCAGCAAGCAGUUGAUCUAUUGUACGCCAUGUGUGAUCGUACUAAUGCCGAGGAAAUCGUUCAGGAAAUGUUGAAUUAUCUUGAAACGGCAGAUUAUUCGAUUCGAGAGGAAAUGGUGCUGAAAGUGGCAAUUUUGUCAGAAAAAUACGCUACCGAUUUCACCUGGUACGUGGAUGUUAUAUUGAAUCUAAUACGAAUUGCCGGUGAUUAUGUAUCAGAAGAAGUCUGGUAUCGCGUCAUUCAGAUUGUAAUCAAUCGCGAAGAAGUACAGGGUUAUGCCGCAAAAACCGUAUUUGAAGCCCUUCAAGCUCCGGCUUGUCACGAGAAUAUGGUAAAAGUUGGCGGAUAUAUACUGGGCGAAUUCGGUAAUUUGAUUGCAGGAGAUUCUCGAUCAGCUCCAAUGGUGCAGUUCAAAUUGCUUCACUCGAAAUAUCAUCUAUGCUCAUCGAUGACUCGAGCGCUGUUACUUUCAACUUACAUCAAGUUUAUCAAUCUGUUCCCGGAGAUUCGCUCCACCAUCCAGGAUGUGUUCCGACAGCACAGUAAUCUCCGUUCGGCCGAUGCAGAACUUCAACAGAGAGCUAGUGAAUAUCUGCAGCUCAGCAUUGUAGCAUCGACGGAUGUUUUGGCCACCGUUCUGGAAGAGAUGCCCUCGUUCCCUGAACGCGAAAGCUCUAUCUUAGCUGUACUGAAGAAAAAGAAACCAGGUCGAGUACCGGAAAAUGCAGAAAUUCGAGACAACAAAAGCCCGGUUCCUAAUGCCCACAAUGCUCAUACUGCUCAAAUCAACCACACAGCUGGAACUCUCAACAACUCAAAUGCCAGUUCAGAUCUCCUGGGGCUGAGUACACCUCCUUCAUCACAAUCUCAAUCCGGUACACUCAUCGAUGUGCUCGGUGAUAUUUACAGCAGCACCAAUGGCACCAGCAAUGUUAUUAACAAUGCCAAGAAAUUCUACUUCAAAAACAAUGGCGUUCUGUUUGAAAACGAUCUUCUGCAAAUAGGAAUCAAGAGCGAGUUCCGUCAAAACCUUGGAAGACUUGGUUUAUACUACGGCAACAAAACUCAAACGGCAUUGCAAAAUUUCGUGCCGACCCUGCAAUGGUCACAGGAGGAUGCACUAAAACUGAACGUUCAAAUCAAGGCCGUGGAACCAACACUUGAGGCCGGAGCCCAAAUUCAACAGCUUUUGACGGCCGAAUGUAUCGACUGCUACUGCGGUGCUCCGUCGAUCAUAAUCAACUUCCGUGUAAGUGGAGGAGCGCCACAGAAGAUAACGGUCAAUCUACCACUUACAAUCAACAAGUUCUUCGAGCCAACCGAAAUGACUGGUGAAUCUUUCUUCUCGCGAUGGAAAAACCUCGGCGGUGAACAACAGCGUGCCCAACGAGUGUUCAAGGCGCAGCAACCAUUGGACCUGCCAGGGGCACGGAACAAGCUGAUGGGCUUCGGUAUGCAGCUGUUGGAAGGAAUUGAUCCGAACCCGGACAAUAUGGUGUGCGCCGGCAUCAUCCACACUCAGGCUCACAAGGUUGGCUGUCUUUUGCGCUUAGAACCGAACAAGCAGGCACAGAUGUUCCGCUUGACUAUCCGAUCCAGCUUGGAGAAUGUGACGAAAGAAAUGUGCGAUUUGUUGGUUGACCAAUUUUAAACAAGCACUGAAUUCAUAUUCUCGACUAAGGUAACACGUUAGAAUGAAACUUUCGUCGAGUUUCGUAUCCUUUUGUUGUAAAAUAUGCUCUGGUAGUAAUGUUGUUUAGAAAAACUAGUAUAGAAACAUCUUUCCUCCUCCGGGGAGGAAAUAUGUGCAUGCGAUUAAGUCGGUUGAGAAAUUUCAAGGGAGAAACAAAACGCAACGUAACGUGUAUAAAGCAAAAACAAAAAAAAACAAUUUCACAUCGUUAAUGCAAUAUGCACUUGUACAGAGACACGAGUGCGAAAAGGGAUGAAUUUAGCUGACCCUGACCGAGCAAAUGCACCGCUAUGCGAGAAUUUGUGUAACUGAGAAGAUGAAGUAUAACUAGUAAACUAGUAAUAAAUAACAUAUGCUGAUUAAAUAUGUUGAACCAUUUACGAGAAACCUAUGUAUCGGUGAUGACGGCUAUUUAGAGAGUCAGAAAAGAAAAAAAAAUGUCUCGUCCGGCGAUAACGACCGACAUGACAAGCUUAUGACGCUAGUUAGCCGCCUUCAAUUCCGGUGGUAAAUUUGCAAAUCGAGCAGGCUAGGAGACGUGGAAGUAAUCAACAAACACUAGCGAUAACGUUUUACUGGAAUUCUUUUCUUUCUAUUUCUCUUCCGACAUGAGAAAGCGAAAAUGUGUUAUGGUUAGAACAAACAUAUUGUAAUAAUUAUAAUGAUACCGAAUAAUCCCUGAUAGUUGUCAAAAGAAAAAAAAAAACACUAAAAGUUAAAACCUUAUUUUGAAUACGAGUUGGUUUAGUUUUACUAGAUAAAAGUAUGGUUCGAAAAGUAAUCUCACUUAUAGUAGACAUUAAAAACAACACAGACAGAGGUUAAAUUCACAUAAAAAUGGAUAAUACAAACUAAUGAAAAUAUAUAGUCUAAAACAUAGGGGAGUAGAUAUUAGCCGCUGACAUUCAAAUCUAAACCUGACGUUAUAAUAAUAGUACAUAGAUUUCAUCGACCAUCUUAAAAACAUGUAACAGGAAAAUCACACUCGGAUGAAUUGUUGGAACAAUGAAUUGACGAAUUUCAAAUCAAAACAGUCACCUGAUUGCACAAAAUCGCAUUCCUUUAAAUUUAUUUUGAACCUUGACCUUUUGUUCUGUAUUAACCAAAAAUAUUAAUUAUUUGGAAUGAAUUCAGUAGCUUCAGACCAACUCUCUUUAGCUUCAAGACUCUCGAACUAUUGAUAAUAUUUUCAUAACUCAUCAAGCGUAUAUGUACUAAAAUAUUAUCGUUAUUAAUAUAUUAUGUUAUAUUUGUAUAUCGUGCUCACGUUAUUUCCUGCCUUCAUUCGCUUUCUUUUGAUCUGCGCGUAUAAAAAGGUAAAAAAAAUGUAAAACAUAAAAUGCAAACGAAAGGAACAAAUAAAAAGAAGAUCGCAUAAUCUUUACGGAUUCAAAACUGAUAUGUAUAUUAUUGGUAGUUUAACAUCCUCAUUAUGCGCUAAGAAGAAAAGGCAGACAAAUGUUUGAACAAAACUCACAUCUACAUAAUCAUCCAUGCUAUUGCUGAUGUCCUACAAAACUGAUACAAUUUAACGAAUAAUGAACAAAGUGUCCCCCGAUUGUGGAACCUAGUGUCCCUGUUAUCUUAUUCUGAUUGUGUUUUGAGAAUAAUAGAUGAGCAUAAAAAUAAACCAAUCAUCGAAGGGCCUGUUUAUGUAAAUUAUAUAAAUAUGAAACAGAAAACAACAUCUAAACAUUAAACAAAAAGACGUUAGUAAUCCGCAGCGGAAUAACAAAAAUGAUGAUUACUCUAAUAUGAUGCUAUAUAAUUCAAAUGUAAUACCAUAACUACGAGAAUAAGAGAAACGAGAAAAUAUAAAAAUGGUUAUUCAGUGAUUAAA